UGAUGUGGAACGCAUCCUGUACAAUGAACUUUACUUCAGCAUCCUACUUACGUAUACUCUUAUCGAUCUUUUUCUACUCAAGUGACCCGGUCUGCAGAAAGAGUUGCAUGUUUGGUUCAAUUGCUACAUAAUGUCAACCAGUCUGUUAAAUUGUCACGUGUGGAAUGAUGUCAUCCGUAGUAUGAUUAGCUCCGCAGGUGCGUAUAUAGGGGAGCCAACUCGCUGCGAUCUUCCUCUCCUUCUACUACUACCUGUAACAAAUGUCUCAACAAACAAAAGAUACCACAACUUCACCCAGUCGCCAACAGGGACAGCAGCAGCAACAAUUCAGCAUCCUCCCUCACCCUGCUAAGUCUAAUGACCCGGCAGACCUAGUCGGGCGUGAUGCGGGUUUGACCAGCAAGCCUGAGUUCCACGCCUACCAUGCUCGGGACCCGCAUGUGCCUAGCAAGGACAUCGUCAAUAGCCUCGAAGCCCCAUUGAGUCGUGAAGAACUUCAUAAAAGGGCAGAGGAGCUAAACAAGAAGUAGGGGUCGUACUCUCAUACUCUACAAGGGGUAGUAAUGGCAGUACAUAUGGACCGAAGAUACUGCCAGUGUGUUGUGCUGCAGCCUGCGACUUACCGUAUAUCAUUUACAUAUUGAUUUUUGCCAAUGGUAGACGCCUUUCCGCGAAUAAUGUCAACCCCU
Messenger RNA from Suillus bovinus, 689 nucleotides. RefSeq lists its product as uncharacterized. The transcript has 3 exons. Bases 261 to 530 code for a protein of 89 amino acids. NCBI's taxonomy places the organism in Eukaryota, Fungi, Basidiomycota, Agaricomycetes, Boletales, Suillaceae. The record is from RefSeq and is a predicted model, not a curated record.